AUGUCUCUCAAAGAAGCCUACAGUCUCGCACACACAGCUCAAUGCAGGCUUCAAAUUGCGGCUUCUCGUCCCGAGCGCAAUUUGAGGUUCGUGGUUGGGCAUCUCAUGCACUACGAGCACUUGCGAUUGCGAAUAGUUGAGAUCGAGCACGACAUAAGCAAAUCCGAGCGAGCACAAGCAGUCGCAUUCAAAGGCACUGGUCAUGUGGGUGGCAGCAGUCUCCGACAUAAGCCUUCUACUGGCCAGCUAGGAAGACGGUCGCCACCGCCUCCAGUACGUGUGACUGAAGAUGAGGUGGAAGGCGACGACGACGACUUCGAUGCUGGUGUUGACGACGAUGACGAGGACGCUGGUCUCGGACUGAUGCGUUUCCCUUCCGGUACUGCGCGUCCACCACAACCGCCACCAGAGCUCGAACCAGAUGACGGGGAGGAUGAGGACGAGGACGAGCCUGUCUCGCCCGAGGAGCCAGACCAAGCAACCAUAGAAGCUGCUAUCAGAGGCCAGGAAAGCGCAGACCUGGCCAAGAUGUACGAGGGCGUGCGAAGAUGUCCAUGUCACGGGAAGACUGAUUCGCCCUCGAUAACGAGGAUGUGGGAGUUACCGGCUAGUGAGCAGAACGGAAAGAACCCAGGCGUGACCUUUGCUGUGGCUGAAGUAGCUGUGACUGCUUAG
Messenger RNA from Recurvomyces mirabilis, 675 nucleotides. RefSeq lists its product as uncharacterized. Lineage: Eukaryota; Fungi; Ascomycota; Dothideomycetes; Mycosphaerellales; Teratosphaeriaceae. The transcript has a single exon. Bases 1 to 675 code for a protein of 224 amino acids. The record is from RefSeq and is a predicted model, not a curated record.